AUGAAGAAGAUUCGGCAGCAGCAUCUCCGCAAGCCGGUGACACCGGAGCUCCUGGUGAGCCCCAGCAGCCCGGACGGGGACCUGGGCUCCGAGUGCCCCGAGGACAGAGGGAACUGGACGGGCCGCCUGGAUUUCCUCCUCUCCUGCAUCGGGUACUGCGUGGGGCUCGGCAACGUCUGGAGGUUCCCCUACAGGGCUUACACCAACGGAGGAGGAGCUUUCCUGGUUCCUUACUUCAUCAUGCUGGCCAUCUGCGGGAUCCCCAUCUUCUUCAUGGAGCUGUCGCUGGGGCAGUUCUCCAGCCUGGGGCCGCUGGCUGUCUGGAAGAUCAGCCCUCUCUUUAAAGGCGUUGGCAUGGGCACGAUCCUCAUCGUCUCCCUGGUGGCCAUUUACUACAAUAUGAUCAUUGCUUACGUUCUCUUCUACCUCUUUGCAUCCCUCACAAGCGACUUGCCCUGGCAGCACUGCGGCAACUGGUGGAACACCGAGCUGUGCCUGGACCACCACGUCCUCAAGGCGGGGAACGCCACCUUCCCCGUCAACACCUCCAACACCGUCAGCCCCAGCGAGGAGUACUGGAGCCGCUAUGUUCUGCACAUCCAAGGGAGCUCCGGGAUCGGGGAUCCCGGGAGGAUCCGCUGGAACCUGUGUCUGUGCCUGCUCCUUUCCUGGACCAUCGUGUACCUGUGCAUCUUAAAGGGAGUCAAAUCCUCCGGCAAGGUCGUGUACUUCACCGCCACCUUCCCCUACCUCAUCCUGGUGAUGCUGCUCGUUCGCGGCGUGACGCUGGAGGGGGCCUGGAAGGGGAUCCGCUUUUACCUCACGCCCCAGUUUGACCACUUGCUGUCUUCCAAGGUGUGGAUUGAGGCAGCCCUGCAGAUUUUCUACUCCCUGGGGGUAGGCUUUGGGGGCCUGCUCACCUUCGCCUCGUACAACACCUUCCAUCAGAACAUCUACAGGGACACCUUCAUAGUCACCCUGGGCAACGCCGUCACCAGCAUCCUGGCGGGGUUUGCCAUCUUCUCCGUUCUGGGAUACAUGUCCCAGGAGCUCGGGGUCCCUGUCAACCAAGUGGCCAAAGCAGGUCCUGGGCUGGCUUUUGUGGUGUACCCCCAGGCCAUGACGAUGCUCCCCCUGUCUCCGUUCUGGUCCUUCCUCUUCUUCUUCAUGCUGCUAACCUUGGGCCUGGACAGCCAGUUUGCCUUCAUGGAGACCAUCGUGACGGCAGUGACGGACGAAUUUCCCUACUACCUGCGGCCAAAGAAAGCUUCUUUCUCGGCUGUCAUCUGCAUUGCCCUCUUCCUGAUGGGGCUGAUCCUCACCACAGAGGGCGGGAUGUACUGGCUGGUCCUACUGGAUGACUACAGCGCCGGCUUUGGGCUCAUGGUGGUGGUGAUCGCCACCUGCCUGGUGGUGACACGUGUCUAUGGCAUAAAGAGGUUCUGCCGAGACAUCCACAUGAUGCUGGGCUUCAAACCAGGACCUUACUUCAGGGCGUGCUGGAUGGUCCUGUCCCCGGCCACGAUGAUGGCGCUGCUGGUGUACAACAUCAUCAAGUACCAGCCCUCCGAGUACGGCACCUACCGCUUCCCCACCUGGGCCGAGGCUUUGGGCAUCCUCAUGGGGCUCUUCUCCUGCCUGAUGAUCCCCGCGGGCAUGCUGGUGGCCGUGCUCCGAGAAGAGGGGACGCUGUGGGAGCGUUUCCAGCAAGCCAGCCGCCCCACCAUGGACUGGGGGCCAUCGCUGGAGGAGAACCGCACGGGUGCCUACGUGGCCAGCCUGGCCGGCAGCCAGUCCCCCAAGCCGCUGAUGGUCCACAUGCGCAAGUACGGGGGCAUCACCAGCUACGAGAACACGGCCGUCGAGGUGGACCGGGAGAUGGAGGAGGAGGAGGAGGAGGAGGAGUCCAUGAUGUGAGGGGACCCCCCGAUGCGGGGCUCGCCCCCCGGCUUUGCACUGGUUGCACUUCGGCACUUCAGGCCGGCUCGGGGCAGCGGGGGGGGCUUUGGGGAGCUGCUGCCCCUGUUGGCCCCCCUGCCACCAUCCCGGCCCCCCCAAGGUGUUAGUGUCAGUGUCGCGAGCUGUGUAAUGAAUCCGUGCGUUCGUGUGAUGGUGUCUGUGUAGGUGACCGGGCUGCCCCGAUCCCCCCAGCCCAGUUUCUGGGUGCAGGGAUGCUGGGUGCAGGGGCAGCAGCCCGCUGAGUUUGUCCGUUCUCUGCUAACGUGUAUUUAACUCCAGUACCCCACAAAGAGGUGUAAGGAAGGAUUUUAGUAUCCUCCAUGCCCUGAGGAAGGUGUGUGUCGGUGCUCUCAGAGGUACUCCAGCAAAACCGGGGCGCGUCGGUGUCCUGCUGAUGAAACCUGACCUAAUAAAUGGGAAGUCAAAAAAA
Anas platyrhynchos (mallard) is the source of this 2389-nucleotide messenger RNA. RefSeq names its product solute carrier family 6 member 7 (gene SLC6A7). Gene Ontology annotation, cellular component: plasma membrane. Gene Ontology annotation, molecular function: amino acid:sodium symporter activity. Gene Ontology annotation, biological process: sodium ion transmembrane transport; nitrogen compound transport; amino acid import across plasma membrane. The record is from RefSeq and is a predicted model, not a curated record. Lineage: Eukaryota; Metazoa; Chordata; Aves; Anseriformes; Anatidae.